UAUCGUACCGUUCUCGGUUGGCUUCAAGGACAGGGUGUAACAGUUACCAGGAAGCAGGUUCGGAUACUCCUCCAAGAGCUUGAUCCCGGUGCUCACCGGCUACGUCGGGCGGUAGUUCGUCAGCGAAGGGUUUACAAGGUUCCCUUCCCCAACUCGCUAUGGCAUAUCGACGGCCAACAUAAACUCAUUCGCUGGAAAUUUGUGAUACACGGUGGAAUCGAUGGCUACAGCCGA
Molecule: messenger RNA, 234 nt
Organism: Filobasidium floriforme
Lineage: Eukaryota; Fungi; Basidiomycota; Tremellomycetes; Filobasidiales; Filobasidiaceae
Exons: 1
Source: RefSeq, a predicted model, not a curated record